Molecule: messenger RNA, 1243 nt
Organism: Hydra vulgaris (swiftwater hydra)
Lineage: Eukaryota; Metazoa; Cnidaria; Hydrozoa; Anthoathecata; Hydridae
Product: 2-acylglycerol O-acyltransferase 1
Biological process (GO): triglyceride biosynthetic process
Cellular component (GO): endoplasmic reticulum membrane
Molecular function (GO): diacylglycerol O-acyltransferase activity
Source: RefSeq, a predicted model, not a curated record
UGCUACUGAAUCAUUAUGAAAGCAGGAUCUGGGCAAAUAACGUUUUUUGAUUAACUUAAGUUCAGAUUGAAUUAGAAAUAUUGGUUGUCCAAUGGGUUUGAAGUAAUGGCAAUUAUUGAUUUCGCACCACUAAGAAUACCUUUGUACAGGCGGCUUCAAACCUUGGCUGUUGUAUUAUACUUUUAUUCAUUCUAUUUUGGAGCCCUGCUUGGAGUUGGUGUUAUUCUUCUGCUUCUGUUCAGUUCCUAUUAUCCUAUUGCUUUGCUUUACCUUGGUUGGGCUUAUCUAUGGGAUUCUGGCACUCCCAGUCAUGGAGGUCGAAGAUCAAACUUUAUGAGAAGUUUGAAAAUAUGGAAAUACUUUCGUGACUACUUUCCAAUACAGUUAAUUAAAACUGUUGAUCUAGACCCAAAAAAUAAUUACAUAUUUGGAUACCAUCCUCACGGAGUUUUAUGUGCUGGAGCAUUUGCAUCAUUUGCCACAGAAGCAACAGAUUUUUCUAACGUUUUUCCUGGAAUUACUCCUCAUUUAUUGCCUUUAAUGGCGCUUUUUAAGCCACCAUUAUUUCGUGAUUAUAUUAUGAGUUCGGGUAUGUGCAAUGUUUCACGCGAAAGCUGUGAGUAUAUAUUGACAAAAAAAGGUCCUGGAAAUUCUAUAUGCGUGGUUGUUGGAGGUGCAGUAGAAGCAUUCAACGCACACCCAUAUGAAGACUAUGUUCUUAUUAUUAAACCUCGAAAGGGCUUUAUUAAACUUGCUAUUAGAACAGGAAGUCAUUUGGUUCCUGUGUUUGCUUUUGGUGAAAAUAAUUUAUUCAAUCAGGUAAAAAACCCUCGCGGUUCAAUGCUGCGUAAGAUACAAGAAAAGGUUCAAAGUCUUGUUGCAUUCGCACCAGUGUUGUUUUAUGGUAGAGGAAUAUUUCAAUACAGUUUUGGACUCAUACCACAUAGGCGACCAGUAAAUAUAGUUGUUGGUUCGCCGAUCCCAGUGGUUAAGUCAGAAAAUCCUACUUACGAAGACAUUCAAAUACUGCAGGAAACUUACAUCAAUAGUUUGGUGAAGCUCUUUGAAGAAAAUAAGCAUCGAUAUGAAAAGAGAACGGAUAUCAAACUUGUUAUAGAAUAAACCUUACUCUGUUUAAAAUGUUAGAUAUUAAACAUUUUCAAAUAUAAAAACUAAUAAAUAAAGGACGAUAUUUAUCGAUCAUGUAAACAGGAAAUGAAAAUAAAUUUUGUUAAGUGAGAAC